AUGGCUGCGGCGGCAGCGCCGACGCGGGCGCAGCUGGACGAGGCGUCGAGGGCUCUGCUCCGGGGGGUCGAGCUCGCGGCCAUCAGUGUCAAGGCCUUCAGGCACAGGUUGGCGGCCCACUUGGGUUUGCAGCCUGACGGCUUGGACGACAGGCGGGAGGAGGUCGGAGAGAUCCUCCGCGCCGCAGUGCAAGCGUCGACCCCGGAGGGCGCACAGGCCGCGGUGGCCGCCGGCCCCGUUGGCCCAGACUGGGGCGCCCCAGAGAACGCGAAGGUUCGGCAGUGGGUCUACUUGGUCACCUUCGCGCCGACGCUCCCAGGGACCGCCGAGGCCGCGGCCGCCGUCGGCGGACCCGCCCUCAGGACCUUAGACGAAGUCUCGCGAGAGCAGAUCCGGGACGCCAUCCUGGACGCCGUGGCCAACCCUGGCGGCAGGCCCCUCAACGAGCCCGUCGGCGUCGAGUCGAUGGUGGUGUUCCUCGAGGAGCCGCGCCACUUCCACGUGGCCCUGCGCUUGACUAACAAGGCGUCGUUCUUGCCCUUUAAGCUGGCCCUGCGAGCCCGCUCCGCGUUGGCGUCGCACUGGAGCGCCACGCACACCAUGUUCUGGAGCGCUGUUCGGUACGGGGUUUUUACGACGCCCCGAAAGCUCCAGGUCGACGACGAGCCGUUGGCCUGGUCGCGCCAGGGCACCUCCUUGAACCUGUACGAAGCCAGCCAGGAACCCUUCAACGCCAAAGCCCUCAAGAGACGGCGGGAGGAGGCCGAGAAGCAGGCCGCCAAGGUGGCCGAGGAGACGGGGUCCAAGAAGGAGCGGGUCAGGUUCACGAAUGUCGACUUCAAGGCGCUGGUCAUCAGCGAGGGUCUGUGGACCAAGAGCGCCGUGUUGGCGCACGUGCAGGAGAACGGCAGUGCGGAGAUCCAGCGCUGGGUGGGAGCUAGGCAGGGGCAGCUGGUCACUCUGCUCGCGGAGGCGAGGGAGUGGAGCGACGCCCCGCGGGCCGCGGCAGAGGAGCGCCAGAGCGACUGGGAGGUCAUCUGCCGCGUGGCUGGCGAGUCGUGCAAGUGUGCGGACGGCCGCUGCCUCUGGCAGGAGGCGGCGCGGUCCUUCUUCGUCCGGAACACGAUGGUCCCCGAGGGCCAGCUGGCGCAUUGUCUGGCGAAGGUGAUCGCCGAGGGGCCCAGCAAGACGGCGCGGGUGCCCCUGAUCGCCGGGGCCAGCAACACUGGCAAGAGCACGAUGUUGGACCCCAUCGACGUCGUAUUUGGGAAGACGCACGUGCUCCACAAGCCGGCCGUUGGCGCGAACAUGCCGUUGGCUAACAUGACGAAGCCGGGCAAGAGGUUCAUGUACCUGGACGAGUUCUCUUGCGUGGAGUAUGCCUCCUUGCCGACCGGUCGGCCCACGCUCCCGGUUUCAACGCAGUUGAAGUUGUUCAGUGGGCAGUGCAUGGAAGUGCAGGUGUCGCAGCGGUUCCACGAUGGGAACCCUGACGCGUGCUGGGCCCGGGGGAUGGCGGUGACGUCGAAGUUGAAGGGCUUGUGGACGCCGCGCGGCGGUGUGAGCGCCGAGGACAUUGCUCACUUGCAGAACAGGUUCGAGCAGUUCACGGCCGACGGCGUGCCCUUGACCAAGGCGCAGCUGCGCACCGUGCCGCCCUGCCGGGAGAACUGGUGCAAGUGGCUCGUCGCCACCGCCACGGCGUUCGCCAAUGGGGCGCCGGCCGCCCCGCCGCAGCCCUCGCCGCAGCUCCGCUCCGCGGGCGGCGGCGCCGCGGCCGCAGGGGUGGAGGGGCUCUUGGCCCUGACGCGCCGCGUUUCCAUCCCCGAUGACGUGGCGAACGCCUUGCACGACGAUGCCCUGGCCGUGGGGGCGGCCAGUGUCUCGGAGCUAACGGCGGACGAUUGGGCGGCCUUGCCGUCGUGGGCGAGUUUGCUGCCCUUGCAACAGAGACGGGUGCUGUCUGCGAGUGCCGCGCCGCCGUUGCCACAAUUGAGGUGUUAGACACAUUUUAGAUUGCAGAAGUUAAAUAACGGCCCGCGUCUGCAGGCCGAACCGCGCCGUUGGCUCAAGAUUCGUGUUCGUGUUCAUGACUGUCACCAAAUCAUUACCAUCGUGAUCAG
Prorocentrum cordatum is the source of this 2123-nucleotide messenger RNA. NCBI's taxonomy places the organism in Eukaryota, Dinophyceae, Prorocentrales, Prorocentraceae. The record is from the annotation of a GenBank genome assembly.